GCAAUAACAGUCAUUGUCCAUUCUGUGUCUCAUCAAGAAAAUUAACUGAUAAAAAUUGUGCGAUACCAACUCCGAGAAAUCGAAAUAAUCUAUACAAUGACUAUUAAGCUGUACAUCAUGUUUUUCGUCGCCAUAACUUUCUCAGGUCUCGCAGCGUCAUUUCCGUCUUUGGAUGACUUUGACGAACACGACGAACACCAACAUCAUUCACAAGUGUCUAAGUCGUAUCACUUUAAGUAUACCGUUCACGACCCGGUGACCGGUGACGAGAAAAGCCACAACGAAGUCAGUGACGGACAUGGUACUGUCAAAGGGACGUACAGCCUAGUCGAACCAGAUGGUUCCAUCCGUGUGGUGGAGUACACAGCUGAUGACGUCCACGGUUUCAAAGCUGAAGUCAAGAAAAUCCAACCAAAGCGAAAACCUUCGUCUACUGAACACACAUUUGACAUGGCCGAGCAUAAGGUGCCAUAUUUCCCAAACCCGGUAAAUGGUCAAGAAGCACACUACGAUCAUGAAAUGAUUUCGUCAAGCUGAGAAUGUCAUUUUGUUUCAAUAUUAUUAUUAUGACAUAUGCCUGAAUAAUAAACAACGAGUCUGGUUUUUGAGACUUUCGCGUAGUUGUUUUGUAUUUUAUAAUAUUGUUAUUGUAUGAAUAAAUAAUAUUUUUGCCAUUUUGA
Molecule: messenger RNA, 680 nt
Organism: Diuraphis noxia (Russian wheat aphid)
Lineage: Eukaryota; Metazoa; Arthropoda; Insecta; Hemiptera; Aphididae
Cellular component (GO): extracellular matrix
Source: RefSeq, a predicted model, not a curated record